Molecule: messenger RNA, 1261 nt
Organism: Alosa alosa (allis shad)
Lineage: Eukaryota; Metazoa; Chordata; Actinopteri; Clupeiformes; Clupeidae
Gene: glrx
Product: glutaredoxin (thioltransferase)
Exons: 3
Coding region: 108-428 (106 amino acids)
Source: RefSeq, a predicted model, not a curated record
GACCUUUAAACAGACCGGUCGCUAAGAUCUUGGUAGUUACAAGUACGUGGCUAACAAGUAUAGCGCACUGUUUUCCUCCAAAUUAGUUUCCUGGAUUCAUACAUAUCAUGGCUCAAGAAUUCGUGAAAGCUCAAAUCAAAGGGGGCAAGGUGGUGGUGUUCUCGAAACCGUCCUGCCCUUACUGUGUUAUGGCCAAAGAUGUUUUGUCAAAAUAUAAAUUUAAAACUGGGCACUUAGACAUCAUUGACAUUAGCGGAAGGAGCGACAUGAGCGACAUUCAAGAUUACUUGAAGCAAAUCACCGGUGGUCGCACAGUGCCUCGGGUGUUCAUUGGGGAGAAGUGUGUGGGGGGCGGCAGUGACGUGGCUGAGCUGGAUAAAUGUGGCAAACUGGAGGGCAUGCUGCAGUCCAUGGGAGCGCUGCAGUGACAAGACAUGCAGCACCAAGGGCAGGCAGAGGCCGCCGCGGCUCGGGCAGGUGCAGGUGCGGACGCAGGGCUCAGGGGUCACAUGAGGUUGCAGCGGGACUUGCGCAGCUGCCGCCGGCGCUGCUGGUACUCGCUCAGCUCCUGCAGGUAGCCCCUCGACGGCCAGCGCAGCCUCUCCACGUGCUCCCGCUCCUCGUCUGCCCGGACCAAAACGACAGACAAACAACAACAACAACAAAGAUGAUGCAACAGGCUCCAAAUCCACCCCCAACCACUCUGAAUCCACCUUCCUCCACCUCCAACCACUCUGAAUCCACCUUCCACCUCCAACCACCCUGAAUCCCCCUUCCUCCACCAACCACUACAGAUCAUUAUUACAUUAGGCCAAGCAGCUUGUGAACCACUACAACCCAAUUAUGCAACUGUAGUCCGUAGUCUGAAGCCCAGUACAGUCAGCCUAUGAAGAACCAGUAACGUAAUGUGUGGUUGGUGCCAUUGUUUGUCACACACCAAUCAGGUCAGAUUCUAGGUACCACUGUUAACCAAUCACUAUGGAUAAAAUUCUAGGUUUGUCAAAGGAUGCAUUUAAAGGCCUUACUAAGCCUGGCCUAGGUGCCAUUUACUACAUUUGUGCACUAAAAUGUUUACUAUAAGAAUACAUUGUUGAAUUGACUUGAAUAUGUGACAGAGAUGUCUACUUUUAUAAAAAGGGAUUGCUUGUGUUUAUGUUUUGGUCUCUGCUUUUAAAUGUGUUUGUGAAAAGAACCGUCCAUUCCCUUCUCUGAUGAGAACCUCUGUGCCUGUGGAAAUAAAGUCUGAAGCCAGUCAAAUCUA